AUGCCGCUCAGGUUGGAGAUCAAGCGGAAGUUCGCUCAACGGUCGGAGAGGGUCAAGUCGGUGGAUUUGCAUCCCACGGAGCCAUGGAUCCUGUCGAGCCUGUACUCGGGGAGUGUCUGCAUCUGGGAUUAUCAGGCACAGGCAAUGGUGAAAUCAUUUGAAGUUUCAGAACUGCCAGUGAGGUCGGCAAAAUUUAUUUCAAGGAAACAAUGGGUUGUAGCUGGUGCAGACGACAUGUUCAUUCGUGUCUACAACUACAAUACCAUGGACAAAGUUAAAGUUUUUGAGGCUCAUACUGAUUACAUCAGAUGUGUUGCGGUCCAUCCAACUCUACCAUAUGUGCUGUCAUCAUCUGAUGACAUGCUAAUAAAACUGUGGGACUGGGAUAAAGGGUGGAUGUGCACUCAAAUAUUUGAGGGACAUUCACACUAUGUGAUGCAGGUUACUUUCAAUCCAAAGGAUAUUAACACCUUUGCAAGCGCAUCUCUUGACCGCACUACAAAGAUAUGGAGUUUGGGCUCUCCAGAUCCAAACUUCACACUCGAUGGACAUCAAAAGGGUGUCAACUGUGUUGACUACUUCACUGGUGGUGACAGGCCCUAUUUGAUUACUGGUUCUGAUGACUCCACUGCAAAGGUCUGGGAUUACCAGACGAAGAGCUGUGUUCAGACCCUUGAAGGACAUACACAUAAUAUUUCUGCUGUUUGUUUCCAUCCUGAGCUCCCUAUAAUCAUUACUGGAUCCGAAGAUGGUACAGUUCGUAUAUGGCAUUCGACAACUUACAGACUUGAGAACACACUAAACUAUGGCCUUGAGAGAGUCUGGGCUGUUGGAUACAUGAAGGGAUCAAGAAGGAUGGUGAUAGGUUAUGAUGAGGGGACCAUUAUGAUAAAAAUGGGCCGUGAAGUACCCAUAGCAAGUAUGGAUACCAGUGGGAAAAUCAUUUGGGCGAAACAUAAUGAAAUACAAACUGUAAAUAUCAAGACAGUCGGUGCAGGCUUUGAGGCCACAGAUGGAGAAAGAUUACCCUUGGCUGUAAAAGAGUUAGGAAGCUGUGAUUUGUACCCACAGAGCUUGAAGCAUAACCCUAAUGGACGGUUCGUUGUUGUAUGUGGAGAUGGCGAGUACAUAAUUUAUACUGCCCUGGCCUGGAGGAAUAGAUCAUUUGGAACUGCACUGGAAUUUGUUUGGUCAUCAGAAGGAGAAUAUGCAAUUAGGGAAAGUACAUCAAGAAUAAAGACUUACAGUAAAUCGUUUCAGGAGAAGAAAACUAUCCGCCCUUCAUUUUCAGCAGAGCGUAUUUUUGGUGGGGUAUUGUUGGCUAUGUGUUCUAGUGACUUCAUCUGCUUUUAUGACUGGGCUGAUUGUAGACUAAUACGCCGAAUUGAUGUGAAUGUUAAGAACGUUUACUGGGCUGAUAGUGGUGACCUAGUUGCAAUAGCAAGUGAUACAUCAUUCUACAUCCUCAAGUACAAUAGAGAUAUUGUUGCUUCUUAUCUAGAAGGUGGAAAGCCUGUGGACGAAGAAGGUGUCGAAGAUGCUUUUGAGCUGCUUCAUGAGGUCAAUGAGCGAGUGAGAACUGGAAUUUGGGUUGGAGACUGCUUUAUCUAUAACAACUCAUUGUCGCGCCUAAAUUAUUGCGUUGGUGGUGAGGUCACUACUAUGUAUCAUUUGGAUCGCCCUAUGUACCUAUUGGGAUAUCUUGCGAACCAAAGUCGAGUUUAUCUUAUUGACAAGGAGUUUAAUGUCAUUGGGUACACAUUACUUCUGAGUUUGAUUGAGUACAAGACCCUUGUGAUGCGUGGGGAUUUGGAACAUGCAAAUGAAAUUUUAUCGUCCAUACCAAAGGCGCAAUAUAAUAGUGUUGCUCAUUUUUUGGAAUCGAGAGGUAUGUUGGAAGAGGCUCUUGAGAUAGCCACCGAUGCUGACUACAAGUUUGACCUAGCUGUGCAGCUUGGAAAAUUAGAAGUUGCAAAGGCUAUCGCCAUAGAAGCACAAAGUCAAUCUAAAUGGAAGCAGUUGGGCGAACUCGCCAUGUCCACAGGCAAGCUAGAGUUGGCGGAGGAAUGCCUUCUUCAAGCGAAGGAUUUAAGUGGCUUGUUGCUACUGUACUCAUCUCUUGGAGAUGCUGAAGGAAUUGAAAAGCUUGCUUCUUUGGCAACAGAACAUGGAAAAAACAAUGUUGCUUUCCUCUCCCUUUUUAUGCUUGGUAAAGUGGAAGAUUGCAUACAGUUGCUUAUAGACAGUAACCGUAUACCUGAAGCUGCAUUAAUGGCACGAUCAUAUCUUCCUAGCAAAGUACCAGAGAUAGUAGCAACUUGGAGAAACGACCUCAGUAAAAUUAAUCCAAAAGCUGCAGAGUCUCUGGCAGAUCCUUCUGAAUAUCCAAAUUUAUUUGAAGACUGGCAGGUUGCUCUAACUGUAGAAAAAAACAUUGCUUCUCAGAGGGGCCAUUAUCCUCCUGCUGACCAGUACUUGAAUCAUGCUGAGAAGUCAGACAUGACUCUUGUGGAAGCUUUCAAAAGGAUGCAGGUCAUGGAGCAUGAGGAACUUGAAGAUGCAGCUGAGGAAAAUGGAGAACCUGAUCAACUGGCAUUGGAAGAGAAUGAAAUGCAGAACACAGAUGAUUCUGAUGAACCUGAAGAGACAGUUUUUGUAAAUGGGGAUGAGGGUGAGGAACAGCAGGGUACGGACAAUGAAGGAGCUUCGUCUGCUUAG
Molecule: messenger RNA, 2718 nt
Organism: Miscanthus lutarioriparius
Lineage: Eukaryota; Viridiplantae; Streptophyta; Magnoliopsida; Poales; Poaceae
Source: the annotation of a GenBank genome assembly